AAGCUAUUCAAUAAUAAUUUUUCAAAGAGCACUUUUGAGACUGAAAAGGUUCAAGACAUGGCCAAUGACACCAUAAACCAGUGUCUGACAUUUGUAGCAGGAAAGGUGAAAGAAAAAACUGACUACCACCCAGCUCACACCAUGGAACUACUGGAAUUAAUUGAAAAUAACCUGAAAAAACACUGUGAGUUGGACAUAAGUCCUAAGAUUGCUGCAGCUCUGAAAAUACACAUCUGUGGGCAUGCAGCGAGGGAAUUCCAGAGCAUGCAUGAAGCUUUCAUCAAAGACAAAGACCCAGAAAGAAACUUUUUGGCGUUGAAGCCCCAGUACUGUAAUGACUUCAAAGGCCUUUACUACCAGAAAGAAACGAGGAAAGAGUACAAAAGAAAGGCCAAAGAAUUCACAGAUGAAUCUCUUAAACCAGCAGUCAUGGAGUAUAUCCAGAAAUCUCCCAAUCUGGACAUUAAUGGCAUAAUAAAAGAAAUUGUUGAAUUCAGAACAAUAAGACAUUUUCAGUUGUUCAUGCUUAAAGAGCUAUCGUCAUCUGAGUUCAACAGGUUCCAGAAGUAUAUUAAGAACUAUAAUGAAAGCGCACAGAAUUUGAUCCAGCAAAUAUUGGAAAAAAGAUGUAGAAGUAAUAAAAUUGAAAUUGUGAGGACAAUUUGCAGAGAAAUACAGGCUGCUGUUGUGCAAUUAGAGGGAACUCACAUUUCCAAUGGAGGAGACAUAAAAGAGUUCUUUGUUGGUUUACGCUCAAAACUGAAUGAGAGGCUUGUCAUCUCUGACAAUACAACAGGAUUGGUUGUAAAUAAUUUCAGGGCCAGUGAAUUUUCCAAUGUGUUGACAGAAUUAAUUGGAAAAAUGGAAAAAGACCUUCUCCUAAAGGAGAAAUCUGUACCUUGCGGCCCUCUGAAGCAACAGCAGAAAAAGCUGUUAGGCUGUCAGAGAUUCUGUCCACGGUGCAAUGUCCCCUGUGAUAAAGAGGGGGAGAGUCACUGGUGGCACACUGCUUUGACUCAUCGACCACUUGCAUUUGGGAAGGAAGAAAAGUCUGGGAAACUUACCUUUCAGAUGUGCUCACAUACAGACAGUUCCUGGUUUACUAUUUGGAAGAGUUAUUUCAAAAGAGAGGUCCAGCCGUAUGACACCCCAAUCACAGCCACACCCUACUGGAAGUUUAUCUUUGCAAAGCACAAUGAAAAGUAUGCAGAGAUACACAAAUGCUCACCAGGUAAAAUACCAGAAGCUUGGAAAGCAAUCACAAGAGAGGAGGCUGUACAGAACUUAAAUGUAUGAAAAUCAAUAUCAACUUCAAUCAAUCGACUUUGUUUCACCAAGAUCAAUGGCUCCAAGUGACUUUAGAGUAAAUCUGAUUGGAAUAUGAAAUAUUGAAUUAUUUGUGAUGUAUUGUACUCUUGUACUCUAACGAUGUACUGUUAUAUUGUAGUUUAUGUUGUUGUUGCACAAUACCUGAUAUAUUAGUAUCGUUGCACAGUGCCUGAUACAAAUAGACUGUUUCCUAACUUCGUGUAAUGACAACGUGAAAGUGUACAAAGGUGACUUGGGCUUAAGAUGAACUACAUUUAGUCAUUUAGCAGACGCUCUUAUCCAGAGCUGGACAAAUAUGGCCCUUUAACCUGUACAUAUAUUGUUAGAGGACAAAUGGACAACAUGUUUUAGUUAUGUUUGAUACAUUCACACAGCUUAUGAGUUUUUGAGAUAAAUCUUUUCUGUUACUAAUAUCUCCACAAGUAAUUCAAAUGUUUUUGUAGAUUAUGUCGUAUUUUACAUAUGGUUACAUAUGAUUAUAGAUAAACAUACAGUUUAUCUGUCUGAUUUAUAUAAAGAUUGUUUUCGAGGAUAAAUACACUUUACUAAACAUUGUAAAUGGUAACAUUAUCUACUGAUUGCUUUAUGGAUAUUACAAUCAAUACAAACAAUCAAAUCAUGUGUAAAAUGAUUUGGGCUCAAAUAAAAAAGUGUGU
Messenger RNA from Osmerus eperlanus (European smelt), 1985 nucleotides. Its product is annotated as interferon-induced very large GTPase 1-like. Bases 58 to 1296 code for a protein of 412 amino acids. NCBI's taxonomy places the organism in Eukaryota, Metazoa, Chordata, Actinopteri, Osmeriformes, Osmeridae. The transcript has a single exon. The record is from RefSeq and is a predicted model, not a curated record.